GUUGUCUUCCUCACUUGCCCUCUCUUCCGCAGAGCCAAGUUGGCAGCUUCAGGAUUUUCGCGUGCAGGGCCAGCGUGAGGGUCGCAGGAGGGCCACCCGCACAGCACUGUGACGGGACAGGCGCUCUGAUAGCCUUGCUGCUACCAGGGGACUUGCAGCUGUGGACCUUGUGGACGGAAGGGGGCUUCACAUCGGGUAGGAGUCGUCAGGUGCUUGGAAGGGUGGCCUGGGGUCCACAGGCGGCCACGGGAGGCCUGGCCCAUUCUACCCAGGCUGAUGCCGGGCUGGGGCCGCGCCCCACUCGGCCCUCACUCAGAAACUGGGCUUGUGGGCUUUCCAAGAAGCCACAGAAAGAUUGGGCACUCAAAAAGUGGUUUGUUUUCCUUCGACAGCCACAACGCCCCAUAUUCUUUCAUUUUUCUCGAAGUUAAACUGUAAGCAUUUAAAAGCGAAUUUCAUUCUUAACUAGUAAAGGCAGUUGAGCCACUGCAACUAAUUGUUGUAAAGCUCGAACCGGGCACCAGGUGGCAGUGUGGUCUCGUGUCUGGAGGCCCGGGGGGCCUGGAGAAGCCCUGCCGGUUUAUCCCAUCCGGACUAAUAUGUAAAUUCCUCUCACAAACCCACACCUCAGACAAUAUCAAGCGGUGCUUUUAAAUACAAACUGUAAUAAUCACAGCGAAGGAAGCUUUCAUCUCGAGUCUAAGGGUAGAUGGAAAGCGUUCUCUUCCUCCCUCAGUAGAGAUCAGAUAGCUGAAAUAGUUUGCUUCCCGUGUGAAAUUGGCUAAUUACAGUGAUAAUGUGGGCAGGCCCUCGGGAUGACUAGAUACGGAGAACGAGACCGGAGUCGCAUUCCUAGCUUUCAUCUAGGUGAUCGAGUUGUUUCAAGUGUUUCUCUAAUGCCUCAUAAUGACGCGGCAUCGCGUCUGUCUGCAGGGCUCCCCCGGUGUCCGCGACUGACAGAAGGCCGCCCGGGCCAGGUCGCGGAGCCUGGACGAGGACUUCACUGCAACAGCCAUUGUCCCAGGACUGAAAAGGAACCACUCUCGCCACCGGCCCACUGUCCUCCCGUUCCCGCCGAGUCUCAUCACCCACCCGCUGCUUCUGCACUGUCCGCUGGACCGGGUUCUGAUGUAAACGUUGAGAGCAGAGCCACACAUCCCAGCAGGGCACCCCACCCUGGUCCUCCGAAAGGCGCCUUGGAGCCGGCAGUCAAGAGAGCGAACGGACGCGGCCGCAGCCUGGCCGGGUGCAGUGGCGCACACUGGCGACCCCAGCCCUCGGGAGGCCAGGCCAGCCUGGGUCACGUGGCGGGGCAGUGGGGCAUCCAAGCCGGCAAGGCCAGCGCUGUGUCCCGGCGUCCGGUCACCUGGCGGCGCCUGCAGGCCCUGGCACACGAUUGA
Fukomys damarensis (Damara mole-rat) is the source of this 1400-nucleotide messenger RNA. RefSeq names its product translation initiation factor IF-2-like. NCBI's taxonomy places the organism in Eukaryota, Metazoa, Chordata, Mammalia, Rodentia, Bathyergidae. The coding region runs from base 816 to 1400 and encodes 194 amino acids. The transcript has 3 exons. The record is from RefSeq and is a predicted model, not a curated record.